GUGGCGAUCCUCUGUUUUCGAUCGCCUCGACUCGUUAUUUUACUGAGAAACGGGGUGGCUCUUUCCCCUCGACUCGUUAUUGUAUUGACUGGUCAAUAAUUUGUCCUUUGUUCUCCGCACCGCGUCCUCCAAGAAACUUCUCCUCUUCACGCACUCCUCUCAUGCUCGCCACUCUUUAUAAAGCAACCCCUUUCGUCCCCGAUACGUGCACACACUCAGUUUCAACUUGCUCCGACUGUCCUUCGAGUGUCUCUAGCUUCCAAAUCAAAAGUCAGAGCACUCACAAUCUCAGUUCUUGAAACCCAAGAGAAAUGAAGAAGUUGGUGGUGAAGGUGAAUCUACACGAUGACAGAGACAGAAGCAAGGCCAUGCAAGUAGUUUCUGGUUUUGGAGGGAUUGGGUCUCUGUCUAUGGACUCGAAGGACAACAAACUGACGGUAUCCGGCAAUUUCGACCCUGUCAAGGUGGUGAACAAACUGAGGAAAUCUUGGCACACCGAAAUCGUGAGCGUUGGAGCAGCCAAGGAAGAUGAUGGCAAGAAGGACAAUCAAGUCGCCAAUCUCGUAAAAGCCUAUGAAGCAUACUAUUCUAUGCCGGUCACAUAUUACUGCGUGCCCCCGGAAGAGACCCCAAAUUGUGUAAUUUGUUGAAAUUCUUUGCGCUUCCAGACCGAAUCAGGACUUGGUUUGUGCAUCGGAGAAGAUUGAAUAAGUAAGGUUGAUUAUGCUUUACGAACACGAGAACAAGCUGAGUACCUUUUCUAGAAUUAUAGGCUUUUAUUGCGUCGUUCAGUUCUUUUAUGAGCGUAGGGUGUACAUAUAGAGAGAUUGGUUUUCACUUGAGGAACUCAAGGUAUGGAAAAUCCAUUAUGUACUCCAUUUCAGCAAACGAUUGUUUUCAGUGAUUGGAAUAUGCAGUGGAUGACUUAGUUGCUCGAUA
Messenger RNA from Eucalyptus grandis, 939 nucleotides. Its product is annotated as heavy metal-associated isoprenylated plant protein 39. The record is from RefSeq and is a predicted model, not a curated record. Gene Ontology annotation, molecular function: metal ion binding. Bases 312 to 650 code for a protein of 112 amino acids. NCBI's taxonomy places the organism in Eukaryota, Viridiplantae, Streptophyta, Magnoliopsida, Myrtales, Myrtaceae. The transcript has 3 exons.